AGGCAGUGCGUGGGAACAGCGCAACCCAGAUGGUUAUAGGUGAAACAAGAAUCACAGAUGACAGAGAAGGAUAUCUCCUGGGAAGAGGCGGGCUGAAGUGUGAGUGCCACUAAUUUAUCUGGACCCACGUGAGAAACUAGGACGAGGCUGGUAUGAAAGAUCAAGGGUUCCACCUUUCAAGGAUUUAGCUUAGUUAAGGUCAGAGAGCCAGGCGGUGGUGGUGCACGCCUUUAAUCCCAGAACUCGGGAGGCAGAGUCAGGCGGAUCUCUGUGAGUUCAAGGCCAGCCUGGUCUACAAAGCGAGAUCCAGGACAGGCAUUAAAACUACACAGAGAAACCCUGUCUCGGAAAAAAACAAACAAACAAAUAUCAGAGGUCACAGGGGUUUGAAGACCAAGGGGUCACAAACCUGAGGAGUCUCUCAUAUGAGACGGGUGAAGCUUUUCUAGUGAGUGUCAUCAGAGUUCAAUGGCUAUCAAAAAAUUAACAGGCUCUCUAUGGCUGGUGACACAUGGGCAGCCUCACCCAUUCUUUUUCCUUGACUAGUACAUGGAGGGCCAUCACUCUGAAGAGACCAUGGAGUGGCAGGCUUCUCCCAAGGAGAGGAGUCUUGGCAGCUCAGGAGGCAAUCUCUUUGAGACUUGUUGGAUAGAGGGGGUAGGUGCUGGAGUGACAUUAAAGGGGCCUCUAUAUCUCAGCCCUUCCUGCUGGAAGUGGCUGCAGGAAUGGAGCUUCACCUCAGGCAGCGUCUUCAUCACCAUGCUUACCACUCUGUCGGACAGGCAGACCUUCGGUUCUGAUGCUGGCUGCACCUUUCAUUUCUUUGUGCUUCUGCCUGCUCAUCCACGAUUGCUGGCGUGGUUCCAAGGGUUUGGAGAGUCCUCCUGCCCUUCCCUCUCUCCCCCAUAUCCCUCAGGCCACCUAGGGGUGCCACACUGCACCCACGACCUCAUCACCUUCAGAAGCAAGUUCCAGGAGCAUCAUCUGAAGUGAGAGACCGGAAGACGAUGGCCCCUGAGCUGCAGGGGCCUUCUUGACUCUGCCUCACCUGUGCCUGCUCAUCCCCUCCUCCGAGGCCUUGAUUGUCCACCAAGACCCAGUCCACUUCUCAGGCAGCACCACCAAGUCCGUGAUGCCCACACCACCCCUGGCACCUUUGCCUGGACUGAGUGUGGUUGGGACUUUGCCCAGAAAGCAGGGCUCCAUCAGCACUACAUCGGGCAUGAUUAGGGGAGCCCUUGAGUAGGCAUGAGCCCUCUCUGCAGUGAUGGGGCUCCACAGCUGGGGGAUCCACCCAUGCUAGGGUUGCAGGUCUCCUGGAAGGAUUUAAUUACCCUACCAGGAAGGCAAAAGUUGAGGCCACAUCUGCAGUUUUUCGAGAACAUAGGGUCUUUCCAGAAGCAGAGACAUUGGAUGAAUAGAUGUGUUGAGAAAGCGAGAAGGAAGAAUUACUCCGAUCUCCUUCAAUCCCAGUUAAAUAGCUUCGGAUUCUAUAAUCACCUUUAAUUUUUCCCAGAUGGAUGCCAGGGGCUGCAGGAGGAAAUUGC
Peromyscus maniculatus bairdii (prairie deer mouse) is the source of this 1547-nucleotide messenger RNA. Lineage: Eukaryota; Metazoa; Chordata; Mammalia; Rodentia; Cricetidae. The record is from RefSeq and is a predicted model, not a curated record.